AUGCGGCGCGAGGGACGGCAGCGGGGGUGGGUGCGUGUGUACGACCGCGCCCUGGUCGACCCGGAGGGCAAGCGCCGCGCCGUGGACGGCCCGGCGGUGGCCAACGGCGGCUUCAUCAGGGCUUCCCGGAGGCCGACGAACCAGUCGAAGCCCGGCGGCCUCCGCGCGCUCGGCAGGGACGCCCUCGCGCAAGCGGAGGAGGAGGAGCCGGAGCCGGAGCCGCAGCUCCAUCCGCCGCUGGGCGCCGGGUACUCCGGGUACUACUGCACGACGACGUGCCAGUCGCCGUUCAAGUUCGAGGCCGUGCCGUAUCAAUGGAGGUACGACGCCUUCGUGCCCGAGGAGGUGCAGGCUCCUCGUCCGCCGCCGGCGGCGGCGCGUUUCGGGGGAAGAGCGGCGUGCAAGGGGGGCCGCAAGUUCAAGCACAACGAGAUCAAGAUGUACUACGUCGACGCCGCCGAGGAUGUCGAUGGGCGCCUCGAUUAUCUCCAUGACUUGUUAUAG
This is a messenger RNA of Triticum dicoccoides, 504 nucleotides long. RefSeq lists its product as uncharacterized. Bases 1 to 504 code for a protein of 167 amino acids. Lineage: Eukaryota; Viridiplantae; Streptophyta; Magnoliopsida; Poales; Poaceae. The record is from RefSeq and is a predicted model, not a curated record. The transcript has a single exon.